This is a messenger RNA of Cetraspora pellucida, 590 nucleotides long. Lineage: Eukaryota; Fungi; Glomeromycota; Glomeromycetes; Diversisporales; Gigasporaceae. The record is from the annotation of a GenBank genome assembly.
AGACAGGCCAUAGUAAAGAUAGUUGCCCUAAUAGAAAGAUAGCACAAUCUAAUUUCAAUCAGUCUGCUUAUUUUAAGCCUUUUACGCCUAUAAAUUUUCAAAACAUACUCCCAGAUUUGGAUAAUAAGGAAGAAAGUUAUAAUGAAAAAAAUAAUAGGUGGACCAGUGAAUUUGGUAUUUUAAAUGAUCCAGCAAUUCACACACUUGGAUGGAAGAUUGAUGAGCCAUCUGAUUUUGCUAUAAAGGGCAAUUCCAAACAUAUUACUGAUUUGUUAGGAUGGUACACAGAUAUGCUGAUUACUAUGAAGGACAAAGAAGGAAAGACAGUCAUGGUCAUGGGUAAUUUUGUAUGUAUAAAUAAUAGUAAACCUGAACUAAUGCUAAUUUUAGGUAUGCCUAAUAUUCAAAAGCUCCAAGGUGUUUCUGAGCCAAAUAAAAAUCAGUUCUGCAUAAAGUUACAUGGGAAGACUUAUGUUAUUCCAACAUAUAGCAAGGUCCAAGUAGCUAAAAAACUGUCAAAAGAGGAGCAGAACCAAGUAUCUACCGAUUCCUUUAGCCUGAUUAGUAAAGACUUAAAAAAAAGUUUGUAA